Alternaria alternata is the source of this 2200-nucleotide messenger RNA. RefSeq lists its product as hypothetical. The record is from RefSeq and is a predicted model, not a curated record. Gene Ontology annotation, biological process: triglyceride biosynthetic process. The transcript is spliced from 2 exons. Gene Ontology annotation, molecular function: diacylglycerol O-acyltransferase activity. Lineage: Eukaryota; Fungi; Ascomycota; Dothideomycetes; Pleosporales; Pleosporaceae. The coding region runs from base 287 to 1810 and encodes 507 amino acids. Gene Ontology annotation, cellular component: endoplasmic reticulum membrane.
GACUCCCAACAGAAUCCAGAAAUGCGCUGACAACUCUGUCGCCAUUGCUGCCAAAACCCUCGGUCAUGGCGCGCUUAUCCCGAGUACAAAUCCAUCGCUUCCGCCGAGAGCCACGGCCAAGUGAGCCUGUUUCCGUUGUCCCAAUCGCCGCAUACGAGCAUCACUCCUACUCCUCGCUUCCACCCUGAGAUCUUUAAUUACUUUCGCAUGAGCCAUUGCGCUCUGGGGUAAUCUGCACCCACUUCCCAAUCCGUCUCAACGCUCGACCAUGGCGACUCUUACCCAAAUGGCAGCCUCUGCUCUCGACAUGCAGCAGGCCAGUUCCCCCUUGUACCGCGGAAAGGCGACCAGCGAACCCAAAGCCAAUGGCACGACCAACGGCACGACCAAGCGUGCUCGCGACACCAAAUACCGUCAUGUCUUUGCAACGCACUCGUCUUCCCGUACCUCAUGUCUCAGCCAAGAUGCAGAUAAGGUUCCCAGCUUCGUCGGCUUCAGGAAUCUUAUGAUCCUGGUUCUUAUUGUCUCCAACUUGCGAUUGAUGAUUGUGAACCUGCAGAAGUAUGGUGUCCUCAUCUGCCUAUCAUGCCACGACUACCGUCGCUCCGACGUCAUCACCGGGUUGCUCCUAUACCUCCUCGUCCCUGCGCACCUCUUCGUAACCUACCUCAUCGAACUUGCCGCGGCCUGGCAGGCCAACCGAGCCUACGCCCGUAUAUCGCACGAACGUGACGAAGACACGCCCGCCAAAUACGCUGCUGCACUUCGCAGCUUCAACUCAACAUGGUAUAUCGUAGCCUUCUUCCAUAGCAUCAACGCAGUCGCAAAUCUCUAUAUUGCGACCAAGUACGUCUAUUACGACAUAUACCACCCCGGUAUUGGCACGCUCUGCGAAUUUCACGCCGUCAUCGUCUUCCUCAAGUGCGCUUCGUACGCGCUCACAAACCGCGAUCUUCGCCAUGCCUACCUGCACCCCAAGCAAGCCGAUCCCCUACCGGAACUAUACAAAGCAUGUCCAUACCCGCAAAACAUCAACAUGAAGAACCUAUGCUACUUCUGGUGGGCACCAACCCUUGUCUACCAACCCGUCUAUCCUCGAACCGAUAAGAUUCGCUGGGACUUCGUCCUUAAGCGCCUCGCCGAGCUCGCAGGUCUUAGCAUUGUCAUCUGGAUCGCAUCUGCCCAAUACGCUGCGCCCCUGCUACAGAACUCGCUCGACAAGAUCCUUACCUUGAAUUUCACAUCCAUUGCCGAACGCGUCAUGAAGCUAUCCACCAUCAGCGUCUUCUGCUGGCUCUGUGGCUUCUUCGCCCUCUUCCAAUCCGCCCUCAACGCCCUCGCAGAAGUAAUGCGUUUCGGUGACCGAGAAUUUUACGGCGACUGGUGGAACGUGUCUUCCAUCCGUACAUACUGGACGACUUGGAAUAAGCCCGUAACAAACUUCAUGCGUCGCCACAUCUACUCGCCCCUUGUUGGCCGCGGUGUGCCUCCCGCAGUAGCCCAGAUCCUCGUCUUUCUCUUCUCGGGUAUCUUACACGAACUUCUCGUCGGCGUUCCCACCCACAACGUCAUUGGUGUCGCAUUUGCUGGCAUGAUGUUCCAAAUCCCGCUUAUCGCACUUACCGACGUAAUCCAAAAGGUCAAGUGCAUCCAAGGCAAGGUUGCGGGUAACAUGAUCUUUUGGAUGAGCUUUUGCUUAGUUGGACAGCCACUUGCUGCGUUGCUUUAUUUCUUUGCUUGGCAGGCGAAAUACGGAAGCGUAAGUAAGAGUGUGGGGGAGAGUGCUGUUAAUAUGUUCUAUCGGCGAUAGAGUACUAUUCUUUUUGUGCUUGUCUCUGAUGGGAUUGUGUUUGUGGAUGUUCACAUGAUCUUUUUCGAUAAAAAUAACACUUUUCUUGUCUGAAUUGGCGUGUUGAAUCACCAACCACAGUUUGCUGACUCAGAAUCCAAUAUCCAGCAAGCCUGCCUUGGCUCUCCUCAGCAUCCUCUUCACUUCUCUGCUCAACAACCCCUGAACCCUCUCAAUCCACAAGCCGUGGAUACCUCGCUCAGUGCCCACUUCUGAAAAUCUACUCAGCAUCUUCACUACCUCUACUUUCUCCCCACCGCCCCACUUCAUCACUACCUCGCUCGCACAGAAAAUCCGCAUUCCUAGUGUAAAAACCUCAGCUUUUGUACUCCAUCCUAGUGCACCGUCACC